This is a messenger RNA of Rhizophagus irregularis DAOM 181602=DAOM 197198, 472 nucleotides long. RefSeq names its product Dolichyl-diphosphooligosaccharide-protein glycosyltransferase subunit dad1. NCBI's taxonomy places the organism in Eukaryota, Fungi, Glomeromycota, Glomeromycetes, Glomerales, Glomeraceae. Gene Ontology annotation, biological process: protein N-linked glycosylation. Gene Ontology annotation, cellular component: membrane; oligosaccharyltransferase complex. The record is from RefSeq and is a predicted model, not a curated record.
AUGGUUGAAAAAUCAAACUUGGUCGAAAAAUCAGACUUGGGUGAAAAAUUUUCAAGUGCAAUAGAAAAAUUAUGGAAAUCAUAUCAAAAAGAAACUGCACAAAAUCUUAAACUUAUUGAUGCAUAUUUAGUUUUUAUUUUAUUUUCUGGUAUUUUUCAAUUUACAUAUUGUGUAAUAGUAGGAACUUUUCCAUAUAAUGCUUUUCUUUCUGGGUUCAUUUCAUGCGUUGGAUCAUUUGUUUUAGCAGUUAAUUUACGGAUGCAAACCAAUCCAGAAAAUAGCAAUGAAUUUAAGGGCAUAUCCCCAGAAAGAGCUUUUGCAGAUUUCGUCUUUAGUAAUAUUCUACUUCACUUUUUUGUUGUGAACUUUAUAGGUUAAAAAAUUUUCAACCAGUAAUUAAUUUUUUGUUUAGUAGUUCAAAACUUUUAAAAGUAAUUAUAAUUAAAUGAAUAAAUGAGUUGAAUGAGUUGAA